Messenger RNA from Belonocnema kinseyi, 2308 nucleotides. RefSeq lists its product as uncharacterized. The transcript has 2 exons. The record is from RefSeq and is a predicted model, not a curated record. Bases 178 to 609 code for a protein of 143 amino acids. Lineage: Eukaryota; Metazoa; Arthropoda; Insecta; Hymenoptera; Cynipidae.
AUUUUUGUGAGUCUGCUGUUCACUCUCGCAUUUUUGCCUAAAUCUUUUGAAUUAAAUCCUUUGCCGUCCAAUGAACCACGUCCAGAAGGUGUUAACAAUCUUGGUAUAACUUUCUACGGAGAUGAUCAUAAUAAUCUUCAACCAUUAAAAUCCGUAAAAUAUCGACUAGUGAGAGAUAUGCGGUUUUACGUUGGAGUAAAUAUUAAUGGUAUUCUUCGUCCAAUGUUUGAUUAUCAAGGGAACAUGGUUAUAGUGCGUCUGAGAGAUCACGAAGUUAUGCCAAUGCCACCAGGAAUAGCUAAACAAUAUCGUUUUACCCUACCGCCGUGGCAAGUGGAGCUUCUGGAAGCUUUCCGUUUAGCCAGGAAACAAAAUGCUGACGCCCAUCUUGCCAAUUCCAUCAGACAGCAUCCGAUACUACCUCAUACUGAUUCUACCAGUUCCUACAAACAGCGACAGAAAGCACAGGAAGAACGAUAUUAUCAUUCAGUCAGGCAGACUCAAGCUGGAUCUCAAUUUUAUACUGUAGGGCCUGUACGUCAACCAGUGAAAGAUAAUUCUCAAUCUUUCACUUCAGCAAAACAGUCUCCGAUACGAGCUACUUAUUAGCCUUCUACUUCAACCAGACGGACAGUGAAAGCGCUAAGCUAAUGCUCGAUCUCGUAUUCCGACUAGACAAUCUCAAAGACAAUUAAAUACUAAUUCUUUCAGUUCAGACAAACAGCAGUAGCAAAAAAUCAAUGUGCAAUAUUAACAUGCAGUUAGAAAGCAACAAGCUAGAACUAACACUACAGUAUCAAAAUACUAGAUAAGGCUCAAUAUCUUUCUUCAGCCGAGCAUCGCAGUAUCAGGAUAAUGAUUAAUCUUCUACUUCAGCUAGGCAGUGCAAAAAAUUAAUCUAUUAUCCUCUACUUCACUCAGGCAGUGGCAGUCAGAAUUUGAUGUUCAAUCUUUUGGUUUAUUCGGACAGUAGUAGCAACAAGAUACUGCUUAAUUAUCUACAUUAGACAAUGCGAACAACAAGAUAAUUCCUAAUCUUUGACUGCAGCCAGACAGCCUCCGAUACAGCCUAAAACUAAGUCUACCAGUUCGUACAAGCAACGUCGGCUAGCCAAUAAAGAUAGAUAUUAUCAUCCAGUCAGACAGACACCAGUUAGAGCUCAACUUUGUUACUGCACUUCCUCAGAUACAAGUUAAUUUUCAAUUUCAUACUUUAGCCAGACACCUGUCGAUGAAAGCUAAUUUUCAAUCUUCCACUUCAGAAAGACAGCCUCAAAUACGUGCUAAUUCUCAAUCUUCUAUUUGAAUCCAAAGCUAGUAGGACCAAGCAUUAAUUACAUCUUCGAUCUGAUGCUUCAGCCGGGCAGGGAUAGCACUAAGCAAAUGCUUGGCCAUGUAUUUCGACUCGACAAUCUUAAAGACAACGUAAUACUAACUCUUCAAAUACAGGUAGGGAGUUGCAGCAAACAGCUAAUGUGGAAUAUUUUUAUGCAGUCAGGUAGCAAAGAGACAGAAGUAACUCUUCUGCUUCAUCCAGGCAGCCUAGGAUGCUUGCUAAUUUUGAAUUUUCUACUUCAAUUAGGCAGCAUAAAAGUAUAAGAUAAUGAUCAAUAACUUACUUCCGCUGUGCAAUGCAGCAUCAGGAUAAUCAUUAGUCUUUUACUUCAACUAGAGAGCAGCAACAGCAAUCAUUCUUAAUCCUUUACUUGAGCUCGGCAGUGGCAGCCAGAAUUUUAUGAUUAAUAUUCUGCUUUAGCCGGGCAGUAGUAGCAACACGAUAAUGCUGAAUUAUCUGCAUCAGCCAGGCAGUGCGAGCAGCAAGAUUUUUAUUAAUCUUCUACUGCAGGUGGACAGCUUCAGACAGUGGCUAAUUUUUGAUCUUCUUCUUCAGUUAGAUACCAUUAAAAUCCAAAACAAUGAUUAUUAUCCUACUUCAGCUUUGCAAUCCAGCAUCAGGAUGAUGCUUAAUCUCUCAGUUCAGCCAGACAGUGGCAACUACAAGAAGUUCUUUAGAAACAAGAUAAUGCUCAAUUGUCUACAUCAGCCAGACAAUGUCAGCAACAAGGUAAUUUUCAAUCUUCUACUGCGGCCAGAUAGCCUAAUACAGUGGCUAAUUCUCAAUCUUCUACUUCAUCCAGAUGGACUCAGAUACAAGCUAAUACUGAUUGUUCUACAUCAGUCAGGCAGCGUGAAACUAAUACUUGAUUAUUAUUAUUAAUAAUUAUGAUCUAAAUAUAUUCGUAGCUCAUAAAUUCCGUUACAAGUUUUACAUGGCGAUAAUAAUGUACAAUAAAUGUGUGAAAUUCUU